Messenger RNA from Cajanus cajan (pigeon pea), 2073 nucleotides. Its product is annotated as protein PIGMENT DEFECTIVE 338, chloroplastic. The record is from RefSeq and is a predicted model, not a curated record. NCBI's taxonomy places the organism in Eukaryota, Viridiplantae, Streptophyta, Magnoliopsida, Fabales, Fabaceae. Gene Ontology annotation, biological process: RNA stabilization. Gene Ontology annotation, molecular function: RNA binding.
UUCUAAAGGCAUAUAUUGAUCUCUUAACAACAAUCUAAGGGAUAGGUUUUUGUGACAUUUCGAUGCUCAAAUUGCAGCGAGUCUCCAAUUACAGGAACCGAAGGAGGAGAGAAAGAAGCAAAAUGUGAAGAUAAAGAGGAUAGACCAAAGUGGCAUGAAACUCAGAACUGAACCAAACUUCAAAUUGUGUCUCAGUAUUCGAAAAUGACAUUGAUUCUUUGUCCUUGUAAUUCCCUUUACUUUUCCAAGUCUUUGUUUCCUCUUAAUCACCAUACCAGAAAUUUCAGCAACACUUUCAAGAACAAGCCACCCACGAGCCCCGUGAAACUCCCAUCUCCAACACCCCAAAAUUUUUGCCCUUUUACAAAUAAAUUUGCAAUUUUUGGUGCUACCCAUGUUCCAUUUUGCUCCAGGGACGAUGAAUUUGUGGUUGAUGAUAGUUUCCAAGAGCUUGAAACGCUUGAGUUGCUGGACAAGCCGUCACUUGUUCCCAUUAAAAACGGGUCCUCUUCUGAAAUUGAUGUGCACAUAGAUAAAGAUUCCACUGAAGAUGAGGCUUUGACACCCUUUUUGAGGUUUUUCAAAGUAAGUGGUGAUUUUGUGGUGGACGAGAAAGAAGAUGGUGGUGGGGUGUUGGAAUUGGAAGGUUUUAAGGAAAGAGAUGAUGUGGGUGAUGAGAGUGAAGAAGGUGAGAAGGUUGGUGCUGAGUACUAUGAGCCCAAACCUGGGGAUUUUGUGGUUGGUGUUGUUGUUUCAGGUAAUGAGAACAAGCUGAAUGUGAAUGUGGGAUCAGAGCUACUAGGGACAAUGUUGACAAAGGAGGUGCUUCCCUUGUAUAGUAAAGAGAUGGAGCACUUGUUGUGUGAUGUGAACAAGACCGAAGAGAGUUUUAUGGUUCAGGGGAGGAUGGGGAUUCUGAAGAAUAAUGAUGCAAUAAAUGAGAUGCCGGUGCCUGGAGGAACUGUUGUAGAGAUUGGAACCAUUUUGUUUGCCGAGGUUUUGGGCAGAACACUUGCUGGUAGGCCAUUGCUUUCUACCAGGAGGCUCUUCCGCCGGAUUGCCUGGCAUCGGCUGAGGCAGAUAAAACAGCUUGGUGAACCUAUACAAGUUAGAAUCAGUGAGUGGAAUGCUAAGGGCUUGCUGACAAGGAUUGAGGGUUUGCGAGCUUUCCUGCCCAAAGCUGAGCUUGUGAAAAGAGUAAAUAGCUUUACUGAGUUGAAAGAAAACAUCGGACACCGUAUGCAUGUACAAAUUACUCAACUAGAUGAAGAUAAAAACAAUUUGAUACUUAGUGAGAGGGAAGCUUGGGAAAAGCUAUAUCUUCGAGAAGGAACACUUCUUGAAGGGACUGUAAAAAGGAUCCUUCCUUAUGGAGCCCAAAUAAGGAUAGGAGAGACGAAUAGAAGUGGAUUGCUACAUGUUUCAAAUAUCACUCGAGCCCGAAUCACUUCUAUUAAUGACAUACUUGCUGUUGAUGAGAAGGUUAAAGUUGUGGUCGCAAAAUCCAUGUCUCCUGAUAAAAUUUCUUUAAGCAUCGCGGACCUUGAAAGUGAACCUGGUCUAUUUGUAUCUAAUAAAGAGAGAGUAUUUCUGGAGGCUGAAAUGAUGGCAAAGAAAUACAGGGAAAAGCUACCUCCUGCUUUUAUCUCUCAACAACCAGAAAGCCUCCAAAACAAUGUCCUGCCUUUUGAAAAUGAAGCACUUUAUGCUAACUGGAAGUGGUUCAAGUUUGAGAGAUAGUGAUGAAACAAUUAACUUUAAAGCAUAACACUUUCGCGGGCAAGCUUGAUUUUGAGAACCUGACAUUGCAUAAGAAAACAUUAUGAGCCUAUAACAGAAAAGCUUUUGAUUUAGUCUCUAUUCAUUCAUAAGUUGAUUGGCAUUCAUUGAAGAGCACACUAGUACGUGGUUUAAAUAGAUCAUAGAAGUGUUGUAUGCUUUCAGUUUUUUUUUUUUUGUCUUAUUAUUAUUAUUUUUAAAAUUCCUGUCUUUUUAGCUUGUCGAUUAAUGGGUAGAGAUUCAUGUGCCUUGUAAAUUUUUUGUACAAGUUAUAUUUGCAUUUAUUCACCUCAA